Bolinopsis microptera is the source of this 1921-nucleotide messenger RNA. RefSeq names its product E3 ubiquitin-protein ligase RFWD3-like. NCBI's taxonomy places the organism in Eukaryota, Metazoa, Ctenophora, Tentaculata, Lobata, Bolinopsidae. The record is from RefSeq and is a predicted model, not a curated record. Gene Ontology annotation, molecular function: ubiquitin-protein transferase activity; protein binding. Gene Ontology annotation, biological process: interstrand cross-link repair; protein ubiquitination. The transcript is spliced from 3 exons. Bases 48 to 1607 code for a protein of 519 amino acids. Gene Ontology annotation, cellular component: nucleus.
UUCCAUCAAUGUGACAUAUUAUGUGAAAUACAGCACUAUUGUUCGUGAUGUCUGAAAGCACAGAUCUAGCCAGCUCCAGUUCACCGCAACGAAAGAAGGCCAGACUUGAUAAUGCAACUCCUUCCUCCUCCCAAGCUGAACCUGCUAACAGCUGUCCUAUAUGUCUAGACAGUUGGUCAUCCACUGGAACUCACAGACUGGUUUCUCUCAAAUGUGGACAUCUCUUUGGACAACUUUGUAUAGAGAAAUGGCUAUCUACUCGAUAUACUUGUCCACAAUGCAAUGGUAGUUCAAAGAAAUCAGAUAUCCGACCUAUAUAUGCUAAAGUGAUAUGUGCUGUUGAUAAUGAUGAGCGUGAUGAUGCCCUACGGCUAUUAGAGACUGAGAAAACUAAAAGAAAUCAUCUGGAAAAGCUCCAUUUGAAAACAAGCAUGCAGUGCCAAAUGUUUGCGUCAGAAAAUUCCUUCAUGAAGAAAACGAUUAUGGAAUUGGAAAACAGAUUAAAAGCAAGUGAGCACAUGCGUUCAACUAUCUCAGCUAUAUCUGGACAUGGCUGCUACUCAUUCUCCAAAUCUGUAUUCGCCUCAGCUGAGAAGAAAGCACAUAUUUUUCAUUCCGAUCCUUUUUCUGGCUUGAUUGCUGUGUCAAAAAAAUUUGAAGAUACUUUGAAUCAAUAUGGUGUGUUAAAGAUUAGCUCUAUCGAUUCUUGUCAUCAUGAAUUUGUUGGUCUUCAUUUGAAUCAGAUAAGGGAUGUUGCUUUUGAUCCUCAUGGGAACACCACAUUGCUAUCCUGUAGUAAGAACAAAGAUAUUAAACUCACUUGUAUGAAAUCAAACAAUACAGUAAUAACAUAUCAGGCUACCAAGGACUGCUGGAGUUGUAGCUGGAGCCUUGCUAAUAGUUACCAUAUUUACUGUGGACUUCAAAACGGUGAAGUGAUGAUGUUUGAUAUAAGAAAUACAAAGGAGGUCAUUGAAAGCAUAUGCCCUACGAAUGGUCCCCAAAAGUGUCCCAUUGUAUCGGUUGUCUCUAUUCCAUCACCAGCUGAAAACGGUAAAGAGGGUCUUUUGGUUUCCACCUUACAGUGUAUAACAUAUUAUAAAAGGGACACAAAAAACAAGUUUGUUGGUGAUCUCCUGGAGACUCCAACAGGUGCUCUCUCCUCUGUCUCCUUUGAACAUGACAGGUCUCAGAUCUUAGCAUCUUAUAAACCAAAUACAAAGUAUCCUAAAGAACGUCAUAUACUGAUGAACCUCAGUUUUGAGGAGAAAACAGUAGCAAAUGUAGUUAGUACAUUUGAAGGAGGGACCAAUCAGCACCUGAGAUCACGGUCUUGCUUGAUAAAAUGCCCUGAUAAUGACAAUCAUCUGCUUGUUUGUGCAGGGGAUCAAUCUACCAACACUGUGAGAAUCUGGAGCACUACGGACAUGCAGCAGCUGCAAAGUUGGGAUUGCAGAAAAGAAGACGGGCCUAUAAUUGCAAUGGGUCCUCACCGAGCAGCUGGAGUCAACUUCAUCUGUGCUUUGACCAAUCAGCGAUUGAAUCAGUACAAGUGGCUUUACUCUAAGUCUCACUUUUCAGAGGCAUCACAAGCAUUUUCGACAUGAAAAACAAGUUGUAUGUUACCAAUUCCAAUAUAAAUAUGGGAUACAUUUAAAACAUCCUGGAAAUACUCAGGACCAUCAUUUUAAUGUAUUGAUUUUACUUAACAGCAACAAAUAGGGUAUUGAAAUGGUACAAUUUUAACCUGUGGCAAUCAUUAUCCUGUCAUAGUGCGUUAUUAUUACAUUUCCACACUUCACAGUACCAGUAUUGCUUAAAAUACUGAUUUUUAUUAUGAAUAUUAUUAUGCUUUAAAGUUUCGUUCACAGGUGAGUAAAAUAAAACGGAAAUGUCAAUCUUUGAUCAGUUAAACAAUAAA